Molecule: messenger RNA, 2579 nt
Organism: Phacochoerus africanus (Common warthog)
Lineage: Eukaryota; Metazoa; Chordata; Mammalia; Artiodactyla; Suidae
Gene: BRINP3
Product: BMP/retinoic acid inducible neural specific 3
Exons: 7
Coding region: 1-2220 (739 amino acids)
Biological process (GO): negative regulation of mitotic cell cycle; positive regulation of neuron differentiation
Source: RefSeq, a predicted model, not a curated record
AUGCGAGCUCCCUGCAAGACUGUCCCCAGUGUCAGGCUCUGGCAGCCUUGUGAGGUGUGCUUAUCUAAAGGAAGUAGGUUAUAUCCAGGAAUUGGGCAGCGGGGUUGUAUUCAAGAAGCUCCUGGUCCACUUGCAUUUCUGCACAUGAAAGUAUGGGAGUUUGGCCGCUGGAAAGUAAAUAACCUUGCAGUUGAGAGAAGAAAUUUCCUUGGCUCCCCUCUGCCUCUUGCCCCUGAAUUCUUCCGCAACAUAAGACUUUUGGGACGUCGACCUACCCUUCAGCAAAUCACAGAAAACCUUAUCAAGAAAUAUGGGACACAUUUCUUGCUCUCUGCUACUCUGGGAGGAGAGGAGUCACUCACCAUUUUUGUGGACAAGCGGAAGCUGAGCAAACGAUCUGAAGGAAGUGAUUCCAGCACCAAUAGCUCCUCGGUCACCCUGGAGACGCUCCAUCAGCUGGCUGCCUCCUAUUUCAUUGACAGGGACAGCACCCUCCGGAGACUUCACCACAUUCAAAUCGCAUCCACUGCCAUAAAGGUAACAGAAACACGGACAGGUCCUCUGGGCUGCAGCAACUAUGACAACCUAGAUUCUGUCAGUUCUGUUCUGGUUCAGAGUCCUGAGAACAAGAUUCAGCUACAAGGGCUUCAAGUACUCCUUCCAGACUAUCUUCAGGAGCGUUUUGUACAAGCAGCUUUGAGCUACAUUGCUUGCAAUUCAGAGGGAGAAUUUAUCUGCAAGGACAAUGACUGCUGGUGUCAGUGUGGCCCCAAAUUUCCAGAAUGCAACUGCCCCUCCAUGGACAUUCAAGCCAUGGAAGAGAAUCUUCUUCGAACAACCGAAACCUGGAAAGCCUACAACAUGGACUUUGAAGAAUCAGAUGAAUUCAAGUUCUUUAUGAAAAGGCUACCCAUGAAUUAUUUCCUCAACACAUCUACCAUAAUGCAUUUGUGGACAAUGGAUUCUAAUUUUCAGCGCCGCUAUGAACAACUGGAGAACAGCAUGAAGCAACUUUUCCUAAAGGCACAGAAAAUUGUACACAAGCUCUUUAGCCUUAGCAAGAGGUGUCAUAAACAACCCCUCAUCAGCCUGCCAAGACAAAGAACCUCAACCUACUGGCUCACGCGCAUCCAGUCUUUUCUCUACUGCAAUGAGAACGGCCUCCUGGGCAGCUUUUCUGAGGAGACACACUCGUGCACGUGUCCCAACGACCAGGUGGUCUGCACCACCUUCCUGCCCUGCACCGUGGGCGACGCGGCCGCCUGCCUCACCUGCGCCCCCGACAACCGCACGCGCUGUGGCGCCUGCAACACGGGCUACAUGCUGAGCCAGGGGCUCUGCAAGCCCGAGGUGGCCGAGUCUACCGAUCACUACAUCGGCUUCGAGACGGACCUGCAAGACCUCGAGAUGAAGUACCUGCUGCAGAAAACGGACAGACGAAUAGAGGUCCAUGCCAUCUUCAUCAGCAACGACAUGCGCCUCAACAGCUGGUUCGACCCGUCCUGGCGGAAGCGGAUGCUGCUCACUUUGAAGAGCAACAAGUACAAGUCCAGCCUGGUCCACAUGAUCUUGGGUCUCUCUCUGCAGAUCUGCUUAACGAAAAACAGCACCCUGGAGCCGGUGCUGGCCGUUUACGUCAAUCCCUUCGGAGGCAGCCACUCUGAGAGCUGGUUUAUGCCUGUGAAUGAAAACAGCUUUCCCGACUGGGAGCGGACUAAGCUGGACCUGCCCCUGCAGUGUUACAACUGGUCGCUGACUCUGGGGAACAAGUGGAAGACGUUUUUUGAGACGGUGCACAUCUACCUGAGGAGUCGCAUCAAGUCCAACGGCCCCAAUGGCAAUGAGAGCAUUUACUACGAACCUCUGGAGUUUAUCGACCCUUCCCGGAACCUGGGUUACAUGAAAAUCAAUAACAUCCAAGUGUUUGGCUACAGCAUGCACUUUGACCCGGAAGCGAUUCGGGACCUGAUCCUGCAGCUGGACUACCCCUACACUCAGGGAUCCCAGGACUCAGCACUUUUGCAGCUUCUGGAGAUAAGAGACCGUGUAAAUAAACUCUCCCCGCCCGGUCAGCGUCGUCUAGAUCUUUUCUCCUGCUUGCUUCGUCAUAGACUCAAGCUGUCUACGAGUGAGGUGGUGAGGAUCCAAGCUGCCCUGCAGGCGUUUAAUGCCAAAUUGCCAAACACGGUGGAUUAUGACACGACCAAAUUAUGUAGUUAACCAUAAAUGUCAAGCACAACCCAAAACCUUGAAGGAGUUUUUACAGUGCUUUUGUGGAACACGUUAUGUUUGGAAGAGUACAUUUCAAUUGUCUUUUCAAUAUCUGUCUUAUAUCAGUCAAUAACAUUGGAUGGCAACUUACACACAUGAACUUGCUGACAAUGAAUAUAUUAUACUGCAGUUUUGGUUUAUGAAUGAAAUAAAUACUGACACCAGUCUAGAAGACAUUCUACUUUUUACAAUAAAUUUCAUUUGUAAUUUUAUAUGUUCCGUGGCAAUGCUUUUGUGCAUUACAUCCUCUAGAGGGAACAUAAAAAGAUACCAAUAAAAUUUUGUAGCUGAACAGUUAUUAAAAAGAA